Molecule: messenger RNA, 3287 nt
Organism: Salvelinus fontinalis (brook trout)
Lineage: Eukaryota; Metazoa; Chordata; Actinopteri; Salmoniformes; Salmonidae
Product: neurocalcin-delta A
Exons: 6
Coding region: 780-1361 (193 amino acids)
Biological process (GO): calcium-mediated signaling
Cellular component (GO): cytosol
Molecular function (GO): actin binding; tubulin binding; calcium ion binding
Source: RefSeq, a predicted model, not a curated record
CGAUGUGACGUCACCAAUACGAGGCGUCCAACUUUUUUCAUGGCCAUGCAAACUACACGAGUUGGCAACACUCAGAUGUGUCACUUUUGUAAAGCCACAUGCUUUGUGUUCUGUUGAAGUGUGUUUUUCCUCCCCAGUUCCCGAAGAGUUGGCUCUUUGACGAAGACGUGUCGCGUUCAAUCCACAGUGACUUUUCGUACGUUCUCAGAAUUUCAACUGAUGCUGUUGGCAGUAACAUCCAGGUGAGCUGAUCUGUGGAUGUGGGAGGAUAUCAUUUACCUGACCCACCAGACUCACCUGCAGGACAGACAGAGCCACACCCCAGAGCAGACCCAACUCACCUGGACAGAAGAGCCAUCUCACCUGGACAGAAGAGCCAUCUCACCUGGACAGAAGAGCCAUCUCACCUGGACAGAAGAGCCAUCUCACCUGGACAGAAGAGCCAUCUCACCUGGACAGAAGAGCCAUCUCACCUGGACAGAAGAGCCAUCUCACCUGCAGUCCCAGAGAAGAGCCAUCUCACCUGCAGUCCCAGAGAAGAGCCAUCUCCCCUGGACAGAAGAACCAACUCACCUGGACAGAAGACCCAUCUCACCUGGACAGAAGAGCCAACUCACCUGGACAGAAGACCCAUCUCACCUGGACAGAAGAGCCAACUCACCUGGACAGAAGACCCAGCCCAGAGCAGACCCAUCUCACCUGGACAGAAGAGCCAUCUCACCUGCAGUCCUGAAGGUUUCCCAGAGUUCCACCAGCUGUUACUAUAGUAACCACCAGCCAUGGGGAAGCAGAACAGCAAACUCCGCCCGGAGGUGAUGCAGGAUCUGCUGGAGAGCACGGACUUCACAGAGCAUGAGAUCCAGGAGUGGUAUAAGGGCUUCCUGAGAGACUGCCCCAGCGGGAACCUCUCCAUGGAGGAGUUUAAGAAGAUCUACGGUAACUUCUUCCCUUACGGAGACGCCUCCAAGUUCGCGGAGCACGUCUUCCGCACCUUCGACGCCAACGGGGACGGGACGAUAGACUUCCGGGAGUUCAUCAUCGCUCUGAGCGUCACGUCGCGGGGCAAGCUGGAGCAGAAACUGAAGUGGGCCUUCAGCAUGUAUGACCUGGACGGGAACGGAUACAUCAGCAAGUCUGAGAUGCUGGAGAUUGUACAGGCGAUCUAUAAGAUGGUGUCGUCUGUGAUGAAGAUGCCAGAGGACGAGUCUACUCCAGAGAAGAGAACAGAGAAGAUCUUCAGACAGAUGGACACCAACAGAGACGGUAAACUGUCUCUGGAAGAGUUCAUUAAAGGGGCUAAAAGUGACCCCUCCAUCGUGCGUCUGUUACAGUGUGACCCCAGCAGCGCUGGACAGUUCUAAACCACCCGACUUUGGGGGUCAAGACAAGUUCUUAUUGGGUGAAUCCAAAUAGCCCCUCCCCCCUCCACCUUUGGAGCAAACUGAUGAAGAAGAAGAGCCAUGCCUUCAAAUGAUGACACUGAAGACAACGGGGCCAAUGAGAGGCAGCCAUGUUCUCCAGACUCCUCCCUCCUCCUCUCUAACCACUCCCAACCUGACAACAUCUCCAGGCUCUCGUGAUCCCAUGUAUUUGAUCUCUCGUGAUCCCAGUCACGAUGUGAUCCAGUCCACUGGCCAUGUAUUUGAUCUCUCGUGAUCCCAGUCACGAUGUGAUCCAGUCCACUGGCCAUGUAUUUGAUCUCUCGUGAUCCCAGUCACGAUGUGAUCCAGUCCACUGGCCAUGUAUUUGAUCUCUCGUGAUCCCAGUCACGAUGUGAUCCAGUCCACUGGCCAUGUAUUUGAUCUCUCGUGAUCCCAGUCACGAUGUGAUCCAGUCCACUGGCCAUGUAUUUGAUCUCUCGUGAUCCCAGUCACGAUGUGAUCCAGUCCACUGGCCAUGUAUUUGAUCUCUCGUGAUCCCAGUCACGAUGUGAUCCAGUCCACUCGCCAUGUAUUUGAUCUCUCGUGAUCCCAGUCACGAUGUGAUCCAGUCCACUGGCCAUGUAUUUGAUCUCUCGUGAUCCCAGUCACGGUGUGAUCCAGUCCACUGGCCAUGUAUUUGAUCUCUCGUGAUCCCAGUCACGAUGUGAUCUAGUCCACUGGCCAUGUAUUUGAUAAGUCCUAGGGGUUUACAUCCCAAAUCACAGGGAAUAGGGCUCUGGUCUAAAGUAGUGCACUACAUAGGGAAUAGGGCCCUGGUCUGCAGUAGUGCACUACAUAGGGAAUAGGGCCCUGGUCUAAAGUAGUGCACUACAUAGGGAAUAGGGCUCUGGUCUAAAGUAGUGCACUACAUAGGGAAUAGGGCCCUGGUCUAAAGUAGUGCACUACAUAGGGAAUAGAAUGCAGUUUGAGACGUAUCCCGUCCUGUUUUAAGGCUGUCAACUGGACUCUGUUUGGUUGUCAGUGUUCUGGACACACCCACUGCCCUCAACUAGGUCCUCCUAGCUCUUGUGUAUCGUAAACCGUUUGAGAGAGAGGGGGAAUGAGAGAGAGAGAUAGAGGGAAUGAGAGAGAGAGAUAGAGGGAAUGAGAGAGAGAGAUAGAGGGAAUGAGAGAGAGAGAUAGAGGGAAUGAGAGAGAGAGAUAGAGGGAAUGAGAGAGAGAGAUAGAGGGAAUGAGAGAGAGAGAUAGAGGGAAUGAGAGAUAGAGGGAAUGAGAGAGAGAGAUAGAGGGAAUGAGAGAGAGAGGGAAUGAGAGAGAGAGGGAAUGAGAGAGAGAGGGAAUGAGAGAGAGAGGGAAUGAGAGAGAGAGGGAAUGAGAGAGAGAGGGAAUGAGAGAGAGAGAUAGAGGGAAUGAGAGAGAGGGAGAGGGAAUGAGAAAGAGAGGGAGAGGGAGAGAAAGGUUGUAAUAUUUGUCCCAUGGAUGGAAAGAGAAGUUAGUUAUUUUACUGUUAGAAUGUAGAUGUGUUGGAUGUGUUUUUCAGGCUUGAUACACUUGUGUUAAGUUGUACUAUUUUAAAUUGAUAUUUGUGCUGGUAUUUUUCAGACUCCAGUUAAAGAUUGGGGUCUCCAUAUAGUACUAUGCAGAUACUGUUAAAGGCCUUUAGUCAUGGUUGGAAGUACCUCUCGUGAAAUAAAGGAUGAGGACUGUCCCCAGGGACGUGUCCCAAAGGGCACCCUAUAUAGUGCACUACUUUAGACCAGGGCCCAUAGGGCUCUGGUCCCUGUGGUCUGCAGUAGUGCACUAUAUAGGGUGCACUUUGGGACACUUCCUGUCACAGAUAAUGUGGUUAUCGAUGUUAACUACAUGGUUAUUUUUGACAUGUUUCUCUUAAAUGUAUGUGUUUUA